Molecule: messenger RNA, 4156 nt
Organism: Branchiostoma floridae (Florida lancelet)
Lineage: Eukaryota; Metazoa; Chordata; Leptocardii; Amphioxiformes; Branchiostomatidae
Exons: 15
Coding region: 881-3022 (713 amino acids)
Biological process (GO): carbohydrate metabolic process
Cellular component (GO): cytosol
Molecular function (GO): RNA binding
Source: RefSeq, a predicted model, not a curated record
GGUGAUUCCGACAAAAGUCAAGUUAAGCAGAGCCUCUUCAAGGUAUAAUUUUAUGUGUAAGAUAUGCAUAGAAGAAGUAUUAAAGCGUUCGGCCAAAGUGUUUACUAUUAAGCGAUGCUGGAUUUUAGAUGCUAGAAUCUAUGCAUCGAACCCUCGAGGGUAAUGAAAGGAAAAGCAAAAUAAAAUCAACCCACAGAUUAUCAUAAUAGGGUAGAUUGUAGAAGUCAGAAUCAAGUGUUCAACACCUAUGGUACACACACAGAAGAUAUAGAGUCCAGAUGGUAAUCUGUACUUUCUUGCUGUCCCCGGAAGCUGUUGGAUCCUGCCAGUUCAAUUUUAGUCCCCACACCACGUGAAUGACACACCCUUGGAACAUGGACGCCAGCUCACCUCAGGUCACCUCAGGUCACAGGUUCGUUGCUGUCUUACCGCUUGAUUCUUUGUUUGGGGCGCCGUCAACGUCGUUCUGAGGAAAAGAGUAAGUUGGUCAAAUGGGGGCGUCGGUGCGUUGAUGUAUCGAAGUCGGAUUUGAGCCAUAGAGCGUCUCUCGUAUUAUGUACAACGUCGUGCAACCCCUUGCGUCUCCAUGGAACGAUAUAUAUCGUACCGUUCUGUGGUCCUUGCUCGCAAAACAUCAGGCAGUCGUUGUCUGAGCUUCGUCCUGGUACCCACGAUCGACUAACUUAAAGCGAAGAAGUCACACGUUAGCGUAGAAAGACCUGUCGAGUGAUUGUUGUCAUAUAACCACGUUUAUUUCAGGGCUUUCAAGUCGCAUAAGAGGUUCUUCUGGAGAGAGCAGCAGCAGGGCAGUGUGGGUAAAAAAGGCAUCUACAGCUACCACCUACUUGUAUGGAGGCCUUGUUGAGGUAGACCCAGAGCCAUGGCAAAGAUCUAUGUGGGGAACCUUCCGCCGCACGCGGACCAAAGUUUGCUGCAUGCAACAUUCGACUCCUUCGGUCAGGUGACGGAGUGCGAUGUCCUGAGGGAUGCAGCUAAAGUCUACGCAUUUGUGCACAUGAAGGACAUGUCUUGUGCAGAGAAGGCAGUGCUGGCUCUGAACGGGAGUGAGUUUAUGGGGACCCACAUACUUGUGCAGCAUUCCACCAGCAAGCGGCGCCCGUUUGACCGGCCGGAGGGUGGUGGGUUUUCCCGCGGAGGCUGGUCCAACAACUACUCCAGCGACAGAGGAGGGAGGGGAGGGGGGCCAUCUGACUACAAGCGCAGACGCACAGACUAUGGAGGCGGGGAUCAGUAUGGGGGUUACGGGGACUACAAUUACAGCAGCGGUGGUUAUGACAACUAUGGAGGGGGUUACGGGGGUUACGACUACAACCAGUAUUACCAGAACUACUACAGGCAAGACCAAGGAAUGGAUUAUAACAGGAUGCAGCAGGGCGGAGGUAACUACCGUGGACGCGGCUACAACAACCGCGGCUGGCAGCCUCGCGGGAACUACGGACAGAGGGGCGGAUUCCGCGGGGGCAGGGGCAGAUAUCAACAGAACAAUUCCAUAAAUGUGGAGAAGAAAGAAGAGUUUGAGCAGUCUGGACAGAAGACACUGUUGGAGGCGAGUAACGAUGCCCUGGACUUCCUGGACUCCCAGAUAUCCGACCCCACAUUCCAGUCCGGACACACAGACAUCGCAUAUUACUUCAGGGCCCCGAUGGCGUUCUACCUGGGCGGUGCCACCAUCCAGGCCCACACCAUGUUGGACUUCAUCAAAACCACCUUCAUGAGGGAGGACGGGGACUUCAUAUCUCCUGGGAUGGACACUGGAAAGAAGAGUAUCAACGGUGCGUAUAACGAGUUCUACAGCUACACGAACGGUUGGAUCGCCAUGGCGGCGCUGAGGAUGGGAAGGUUCGACGUGGCGACGUACGCCUACCAGUUCCUGAAGACCUUCCUGCAUCCGACGCUGGGGGGCUGCACCACGAAAGGUCCUUACGUAGAAGGCUCUGACAACGUUGUAGAUCUUCUCUCCACUGCCCACCUGGGUCUUACAUUCCUGUACUUCGGAGACAUCGACAGCGGACGAUCGUGCGGGGAGCUCGUCAAGAAGUUUGUUGAGAAGAAAGAAGAAGAAAAGUUCUACCUUCGCAUGGGGAACGAUGGAGAACUGAUCAAGAACUAUGAGGCAGACUCCGCGGACUUCUACGUCAUCCAAGCAGACCAACCACAGCAGGCGUUCUUCAUGAUUGGGUACCCGAUGGCGUUCUGCGUGAAGCUGUACGCGGCGACGGGAGAUGAGUCGUACCGCACGUGCGCCGAGCAGAUCUUCCAGUUCUGCCAGUCCUGUCACGAGUCCGUCUACUCCUUCUCCUACAGUCACAAGGUUGCGUGGGGUUCAGCCCUCCUGGCGUCCUGCUCCGUGGACAGCCAGAAAUACGCUGAGUCGGCGCGAAAGAUUGCAGACUACCUGGUGAACCUACAGAGCAGCAGGGGAGGGUUCCUGGAUAGCAGCGAAGAUCUGGAGAACUUCGAUCAGACGGCAGAGAUCGCUGUUUGGCUGAGAGAGAUUGAGUCCGAGCUGCGGUUCAGUCAGCAGCAGGCCGCAGCUACAGCCACAGAUACAACAGCUACAACAGCAGCUGGGCAGAACGGGAACACAGAGACAGGUGGCAAUGAAGGAGGUACAGAAGCUGAACCAGCUGCACCCGGCACAGAGGGAGAGCCGCCUGCGCCGGGAACUGAGACUGAACCACCUGCGCCGGGCACGGAGGCCGACCAAGCGGCACCCAGCACCGAAACCGAGGUACCCGUAAAAGUCGAACCUGCCUGGUCUGACACAGAAACUCCAGCGACAGAGGGGGAGGGAGAACCACAGAUGGAACAGCAGGAACCAGCAGAGGAACCACAAAUUAAGCAGGAACUAGUAGAGGGGGGCUCGCUGCAAGAGGGAAGUGCCGAUGAGGUGGCCGUCAAGGUCGAGGGGGCUGCUGUCUCGGGGGAGGGGGGCACCGAGGAGGCCGUGGCUGAAGUAUCAGUUAAGGAAGAAGAAGCUACUGAACAAAUGGAAACAUAGGCAAUCCCUUUCUGCCGCUUUCUGUGUACGCUGGUCCAGUGUUCUAGCCAGCAUCCGUCCUUCUGUUCUUUGGCAGAGUUUUGACGCUGGGGACAGACAAAAAUUCUGCCCUAUCUGUCCUUUUGACGGACAAAAAUCAGCAGGUAAUGAUAUUGAUUGAACCAAGCUGAGUCUACCAGCAAAAUUCGCCCGACUAAAUAAAGGAAAUAGCAUUUCAGAGGGUCUAGAUGUCAAACUUUUCCUUGGGGAGCAUACCCCUGGACCCCUUCGGACCGUAGCGCCUUUGACAGGAUUUCGAUUCAAAAUCCAGGGGAUGGAAAAAAAUUUCAAGCUGGCUAGAACACUGCGCUAGGCGCCCUUUCUACUAGACAACGAUCACUGAACAACCUUACUGUGACCAAGGAGGUUUAAAAAGACACCUUGCUGUGACCAAAAUUGGAUUUCUGUGAUCCUUGAUUUCGUGUUUGGACUAUGAUGCUGCAUGUAUAAGUAUGAGUUAAAGAAAACAUUACAAAAUUUGUUAUCUAUGAAAUCUUGGUUGCAGUUGCAGUGUGGUCGUAGAAACUAGUAGAAGGGUGAGUCGUAAGCACAAAUGUAUGAGGGUGCACUGUUACAUGGGGAGUUGUUUUGUCAUCUGUCACAGGGGAAAUUGGAAUUCCAAUUUCUCCUAGGAGAAUUCCAAAUUUCCCUGGAUUCCAAUCUCCCCUAUGACACAUUUCUGUUUUUCAUUUCCACAAACAGCCAAGCCGGUUUGGAAAUGUGACAUAUGCCUAAAUGGAUGCCAGGCUGACCUGAGAUGUAUUCCUGGUAAAAUAAAUAAAGUGAAAGACAAGGAUAUUAAAUGAUAGAGGAUGAUGUCAUAUGUCCCAUCUAUUGUCUAACCAUGUGGUUGUUGGGAAUACAAAAGAAAACACUUAUUGUUCAACUUGAGAUUAUGCUAUGGUUAUUGUAGUUGAAGUUACUGCAGGAGAUCUUUGGUGAAAGGUGCUUCUAAUACUAGUUUGUUGCAAGUUACGCACAUCUUUUUCUGUAUGCAAAUGCCAUUCGUACUCAAUAGAAGAAAUAGAAAAAAAUGUAUCGGUUAUUGCAAAUCAUUUACUUUCGCAUUGUUUAAAAGUAAUGGUUGAAACAGUU